AUGGGACGAAAAGCUGUUGAUAUUGCAACAAAAAGAACUAUUAUUCUUUUACGUGACAGUGGGAUGUCUCAACAUGAAAUUUCUCGAAAAUUGAACAUCUCUCGGCAUUGUUUUCGUCACACUAUUAGAAAAUUCAAUAAACUUCAUACAGUCGCUACGAAACCUGGAGGCGGACGCCGUUCAAAGCUAACAGAUCGUCAAAAACGAGCAAUUAAGUUACAACAAGUUCGUGAUGAUACUCUUUCGUUAAACAAUCUUGUUCGCUACGUUCAAACAAGUUUCAAUCUAACUGCUAGUCGUCAAACAGUACACAAAGGUGGUGGUGUUGGUAUAUGGUCUUAUCUAACAUGUCAUGGUCUUGAGGCGAUUGUUUUCUACAAUGGGUCGUUAAAUUCCGAUAAAUAUAUUGAUAUACUCGACAAGCAUUUACCAACAGCAUUUGAAAAAUUUUUACCGCGACCAUCUCACGCGAAAAUAUUUGAAGAAAAAAAACUGCAUCCUAUUCCAUGGCCAGCAAAUAGCGCAGAUUUAAAUUUAAUAGCGAAUAUUUGGUCCAUCCUUAACGAUAAACUUUUAAAGUUUAAUAUUAAUAACACUGAACAAUUAAAACCCACAUUGCAAGUGGCAUGGCUGGAAAUCUCACAUGAUACAAUACAAAAACUGUUUGAAUCCAUGUCCAAAAGAAUUCGACAAGUAAUCAAACGUCGAGGUUUCGCUAGCCAUUAUUAG
Rotaria socialis is the source of this 729-nucleotide messenger RNA. The record is from the annotation of a GenBank genome assembly. NCBI's taxonomy places the organism in Eukaryota, Metazoa, Rotifera, Eurotatoria, Philodinida, Philodinidae.